AUGAUGAGCUCCGAGCUGCAACCCAAGUCCCGCCCUCCGUCGCUGCCGUCGCCCUCGUCGCCGCUCGCCAAGGAGCGCACCUGGUCCGAGUCGCAUGUGCUCGCAGCCGACGACGGCCAUCUGCGCCCGGUCGUCGGCGAAGACCACGUCUCCGACGCCCGCUUGCUCUACCGUAAGUGGCGCACGGGCUCGGGCUCGGCAACGCUGCUCGACUCGGACCUGAACUUCACGCCGCCGCGCAAGAGCCUGACGCCGCCCGUAGACGCGCCGAUGGCGAGCCUCGCCCUUGACAGCGCGCCGUCGCCGCUGUCGGUCGACAAGUUUGAGAUGCUGCCAUCAAUCCCGGAAAAGCACGCCGACCUCGAGGCGCGCUCGCAGAUGCUCUCCAACAUGUUCAUUGCUGAGGACGAGCUCGCCGCGCACCGCCCACGCGGGUCGUCGUCCGGCUCCUCUGCGUCGUCCAUCUUGAGCGGGUCGUUCGGGAAGUCGUCGCACAACGAGUCGUCCAACAUGAAGAAGUCCAAGUCAAUCCAAGCCCUCUCGGACCUUGAGAAGCACAACGCGAGCUUCUUCCCUGCUGCGCCCAAGCCGUCCGCGUCCGGCGUCCAGCGCGGGCUCAAAGACUCGGUCAUGCACGACAUGUGCUGCGCCGUGGCCAAGCAAAUGGUCGGCGACGCGUACGUCCCGUCGUCGAACGGGUCCAAACUCGUUCUGAACCACCUGUAUGUACCUGUGCUGGAGAAUGUCCAGAAUCACUUUAAGCGGCUUCCAGCGCGCUACGCCCUCUCGGUGGACCCGGACGACGUCCCGAUGCACAUCCGCCUCCUCGCAAAUCAGCACCGAAAUCCAGACGACAUUAAUCUGCACGCCCAUUACCUCAAAGACGAUGACGGCAGUGUCAACACGUCGACGUGCGAGGUCGUGCUCGUGGCCAAGGACCGUGACAGCCUCCUCGAUGCCAUCACACGCGGCCUCUCGAGUCUCAAGGGCAGCAUCAUGGACGCCGAUGUCAUGACGACACGCGACGGUGUCACGCUCGAUCGCUUUAUCGUCCGCGGGUCCUUUGUGCCGGACGACCGCCUCGCCGAGCUCAAGCGCCGCAUCGUGGAAAACCUCGAGCGCAGUGCGCAGGCCGCGGAAAACUCGGAGCGCGAGCGGCAACGACGGCUUGCGCAGCAGGCCGUGCCGCCCCCGGCCCCGGCCCCGACGUCGUCGACGAGCAUCACCCUCGACAGCGACAUCAAGCCCGAGUGGCAACUCUCCUUCUCAGAGCUGCACCUCGGCGACGCGAUUGGGACUGGCCGGUCGGGCCAGACGUUCAGCGGCAUUUGGCGCGGCACGUUCAUCGCCGCCAAGGUCAUCAACGUGUCGCACCACAACCAGAGUCUGAGCGACGAAAUCCUGAGCGAAUUCUACCGCGAAGUCGCGGUCGUGAGCCGACUGCGGCACCCCAACAUCGUGCUCUUCCUCGGCGUCGCCAUCAACCCGCCCAAGUACUGCCUCGUCUUUGAGUUUAUGCAAAGCGGCGCGCUCACCGACCUCAUUCGCCAGCGCAAGCCGACGCCGAUCGACUUUUUCCGCAUCGCUCGGGAGAUCGCCAUGGGCAUGAACUACCUCCAUCUGUGCUCCAUCAUGCACCGCGACCUCAAGUCGGGCAACGUGCUCCUGGACGCCUACGGCACGGUCAAGAUCUCGGACUUUGGGUUGAGCUGCGUGCUCGAGAUCGGCCACUCGUCCGACUUGACGGCCGAGACGGGCACGUACCGCUGGAUGGCGCCCGAGGUCAUUGGCCACGAACCGUACUCGAUGAAGGCCGACGUGUACAGCUACGGCGUGAUUCUCUGGGAGAUGAUCGCCAAGGAGCAGCCGUUCAAGGGCAUGUCGCCGAUCCAAGCGGCGUUCGCGGUGGCGCGGCAGCAAAUGCGGCCGCCGUUUCCGAAGGACACCCCCGAGAGUCUCAUGCAGCUCGUCGAGACGUGCUGGCACCAGGACCCGGCGCAGCGCCCGACGUUUGCGCAGAUCCUCGACGUGCUUCCGGCCGUCCGCGCGCAGCUGACACGGCGCGACUACCACGGCCUCAAUUUCGUAGCCCCGACGCCGCCGACGCUCACGCGGUAG
Messenger RNA from Saprolegnia diclina VS20, 2118 nucleotides. RefSeq names its product TKL protein kinase. The transcript is spliced from 9 exons. Lineage: Eukaryota; Oomycota; Saprolegniomycetes; Saprolegniales; Saprolegniaceae. Gene Ontology annotation, biological process: protein phosphorylation. The record is from RefSeq and is a predicted model, not a curated record. The coding region runs from base 1 to 2118 and encodes 705 amino acids. Gene Ontology annotation, molecular function: protein kinase activity; ATP binding.